UCUCUCUUUGAGGUGGGAGCCUCUCUCUUUGCCAGCAAUAUCGGAAGUGGACACUUCGUGGGCUUGGCCGGCACUGGUGCAGCCAGUGGGAUCGCGGUUGGAGGAUUUGAGUGGAACGCUCUGUUUAUUGUGCUGCUGUUAGGGUGGUUGUUUGUUCCUGUCUACCUCACUGCCGGGGUAAGUUACUUAGAGAGACUGAUGAACAUGGACAGAUUGAUGUUAAAAGAGACCAACAUUGUACUGGUUGUACUGGAGUUUACUGAGAUCAUUCUGAUUUGCACUGACCAGGUGAUCGUCCAGCGCUGCUUGGCCGCCCGGAGCCUGACCCACGUCAAAGCGGGCUGUAUCAUGUGCGGGUACCUCAAGCUGCUGCCCAUGUUCCUCAUGGUGUUCCCUGGCAUGAUCAGCCGGGUGCUGUACCCCGAUGAGGUGGCCUGUGUGGUGCCGGAGGUGUGUAAGCAGGUGUGUGGGACGGAGGUGGGCUGCUCCAACAUCGCCUAUCCCAAGCUCGUGGUGUCAGUCAUGCCCAACGAGCUGAGGCUGCUGCUGGAAGAGAUGUUAGCCGCAGGCAGAUUUCGACACUCGUCCGGCUUCGGCCACGGCUCUGUGCUGGACCAGGCGGCCGGUCAGCGGAGAAGUCACCCCUGCUCUCCCCCUCUCGCCGUCUCUCUCAGGGUCUGGGUGCUGGUCAUCGUGUCGGUCAGUAUCGCCUGGAUCCCCGUGGUCCAGGCGGCCCAGAGCGGCCAGCUCUUCGACUACAUCCAGUCCAUCACCAGCUACCUGGCGCCGCCCAUCGCCGCCGUCUUCUUCCUGGCCGUCUUCGUCAAGAGGGUCAACGAGCCGGGUGCCUUCUGGGGCCUGCUGGGGGGUCUGGGCAUGGGCCUGUGCCGCAUGGUGCCGGAGUUUGUGUUCGGGACGGGCAGCUGCCUCUUCCCCUCACACUGCCCCCCGGUGGUGUGCGGGGUGCACUACCUCUACUUCGCCGUGCUACUGUUCUUCGCUACCGCUACCCUGGUGCUCACUAUCAGUUACUGCACACAGGCCAUUCCUGACAAACAUGUGAGUCCAGACUGA
Molecule: messenger RNA, 1074 nt
Organism: Lepisosteus oculatus (spotted gar)
Lineage: Eukaryota; Metazoa; Chordata; Actinopteri; Semionotiformes; Lepisosteidae
Source: RefSeq, a predicted model, not a curated record